AUGGCUGAAGUUGAACAUUGGAAGCGAAUGUAUACAGAGUCGGGGAGAGAUUUUUUUCUUCUCAAGUAUCAGAAAAUUGAGUUGGAGAAACGAGUUAACGAACUUGAGAAUCAGGAAGCGUUGCGCUUGAUAGAUGAACUUGAUUUGAAACAUUUACUGGAAGAUGUUAAAAUCAAGUACGAUCGAUUGUUGGUGGAGUUUCAAGAGAAGAAAAUUGAGUGUGAGUUGGUAAAGAGUGAGUUGAAGGAGCUGAGUGAGAGUAAGAUCGGUGUCGGAAAUGGACUCAAGGAGUACCAUAUUAUGUGUAAUCGGUGUAAAGAGCGGAGGAAUAAGAGUCUAAAGGAGGAGAAGAGAAUUGCAAAUGAAAGAGAGAAGAAAGAAAAUGAAAGAAUUACAAGUCUGGAAAAAGAAAUUAUGAAGAUGGAAAGUGAUCAGAGGGAGAAAUGUGAUGAGUUCAAUAAGGAGAUUAUGGAAUUGGAGUAUGUGAAAAGAAGAGCAGAAGAUGAGAUAGAGAUUUGGAAAAAGAAAUUUAAGGAUUCAAAGUGUAGUAAAAGAAGAGCAGAAGAUGAAAUACAGAUUUGGAAGGAAGAUGUUACUAAUUUGGAGUGUAGGAAAAGACGAGCAGAAGAUGAAGUUGAGAUUUGGAAGCAGAAAUUUAAGGAUGCAGAGAGUGGGAAAAGAAGAGCAGAAGAUGAGACAGAGGUUUGGAAGAAGAAGUUUAUAGAUUCCGAGUGUGCGAACCGAAGAGCAGAAGAUGAAAUACAGAUUUGGAAACAGGAAUUUGAGGGUUUGGAGUCUGAGAGAACAAGAGCAUAUGUUGAAAUUAACCUUUUAAAGAUCAAGUGUAUGGAAUUAGAGAUUCAAGCAGGGGAGAUGCUGAAUCAUGGAGCUGAACUGGAAGAUUGUAAAUCCAAGUGUCAUGGUUUGCGGGUAGUGCUUAAAGAGAAGGAGGCUGUAUGUAUUGAUCUUCAUCAUGAGCUUAUGGUCUACAAGACCAAAUGCAAUGGAAUGGAAGAGUGCAUUAUGAAAUUAACGGAAAGCCGAAAGGAUGGAUUUGUAAGAGAGAAGACGGCACUGGAAAGAAGUGCUUACUUCGAAAGAUGUGUUAAGAAGGUGAUGAGUGACAAGAGCGAGUUGCGUGUUCAACUCGGUAAGGUUAUCGAGAAUUUGAAGUGUGGGAGAAAAAUUGCAGAAGAUGAAAAUGAAGUUCUAAAGAAGAAAUUAUUGGAAUUGGAAGAAUAUAAACUUAAGUACCGUGGUGUGUGUAAAGAGAUUAAGGAGAAGGAAAUGGAGUGUGCUGGUGUACUGGAGAACCUAAUGUUAACUAAGGUUGCUCUUGACCAUGAGCUUGAGGAUUGCAGAACCAAAUGCAGUGGAAUGGAAGAGACAAUUAUGGAUCUUAAAAAAGAAUGA
Molecule: messenger RNA, 1413 nt
Organism: Papaver somniferum (opium poppy)
Lineage: Eukaryota; Viridiplantae; Streptophyta; Magnoliopsida; Ranunculales; Papaveraceae
Product: tropomyosin beta chain-like
Exons: 1
Coding region: 1-1413 (470 amino acids)
Source: RefSeq, a predicted model, not a curated record